Paramecium sonneborni is the source of this 1211-nucleotide messenger RNA. Lineage: Eukaryota; Ciliophora; Oligohymenophorea; Peniculida; Parameciidae. The record is from the annotation of a GenBank genome assembly.
AUGUAAUUCCUAACCAAGUGUUACUUAGCUUAAUAUUCAUUCAAUCAAAACGUACUAUAAGAAAUAAAAGAUAGAUUAGAAUGUAUUUAUGAUCUAAAUUCAUAUUAUCAAAACUCAACAUAAAUCAUUACAUUAGAUAAUGAUCCUACAUCCAAAGAAAUCAGUCAAUUAUUCUCCAUUUAUACAUUCUAGUCAAACAAUCCUUAUAUUGGAAUAAUUUCAUAAGGUAAUGAAAACGAUUUCAUUCUUGAAUUAAAACAAAUGUAAAAAAAAUCAUGUCCAAAGUAAUAAAAAUAUUUUAAAUUUAGAAUCUGUUAAAACAAUGGUAGAUGUUUAAAUGGAUUUUGUGAAUGUCCAUUUUCUUAUUUAGGACGCGAUUGUAGUAUAUAGAUUAAAGAUAUAGAAAAUUAAAUCUCUUUAGAACCAAAAUAAUAAUAUUUUUUUCAUAUUAAAUCUUUCAAUAUUUCUAAAUUUGAAAGAUAAUUAGAAAGCUCCAUUGAUAUAAAAUAUACAUGUUAGCAUCAAUACUAAAUUUAUUUUUCUGGAGUGCAAAUUACAACUAAUUUAAUUAUUUUAAAUUAAGCAUUACUAUAAUCCUGUUUAAUGAAAACUAAUGAAUUACAAGAAUAACUUCCUAUUUAAUUAUACUCUUAUAUUAUUGUUGAAUAGACUUCACCGGCUUCGGUAAAGAUUACAACUUUAGAAAAGCACUAUAUUUUCUAAAAUUUAAUUGUUGUUUUUUUUGCUCUACUUAUAAUAACUUUAUUUAGUAUGCUUUAUUUAUUUUAUCAUCAUAAAAAUCCAAAAGAUUUAAAAGCAUUAAGAGUAGUCCCAAUUAUUAAAUUUUCUUUAGCUCUUGAAUAAUUAGAAUAAUCAGAUAUGGAGUGCGCUUUAUGUAUGAAAGAACUUUAAUAAAAUCAAUCUGUCAGAGUAACUUAUUGCAAUCAUCUCUACCAUGAUUUUUGUUUUAAAAUUUGGUGGACAAAUAACAAAGUAAAAUUAUAGGUUAGAAUGUUUAGAGCUGCCCUCGUUGCAGAUCUCCCUUAGAUUUAGAGACUAUGAGAAAAAAUUAAAAAACAGAUAUCUUACAAUAAUCAACUUUUUCAAAUUUAUAAAGCAAUAGAAAAAAAAAUUUAGUUACAUUUGUUGAUACAGGUUCAACCAUCAGGCAUAUGCCUAUCCAAUAAAAAUUAGAAUUGUAAAUUAAAUGA